CAUGCCAUUAUCCACCGGAGCCCGGAAGCGUACAAUUUCAAGAACACCAUCGCACCUCUUUUUAUCAAACGAAUUUUAGUGCAACAGAUUAUAAUCGUAAAUCCAAUCUGUAAUUGUUAGGGUUUAUUUCUUGCAAUUUGGAAGCUAACACCAUCAGAAAUGGGGGAACUGAAGAUGCAAGAGAUGUCCUUGCCAGCUUUGUUCGAGCAGGCUCGAAAUAUUCAUACAAUUGCAUCUGAAUCCAGCGUUGAUCGGGACCUUGUCAAGAAAGGUUGCGACCUUUUGAGACAGUGCGAGGAAAUGAUCAGUAAAUUAGGGCUGUUCUCGCUCAAUGAGACAAAAGAUGAUAUCAGCACUGCUAAUCUGAAAUAUAUCCUGGUGCCAUACUAUCUUGCCGAGCUAAUAGAAAAAAUUGCUGAAGAUGGGAGGAUAAAAGUACUUAAGGCUUCACAGGCCAAGUUAAAGGAAUUCAUUUCAUUUUGUGAGACAAUGGAGCUUGUUCCUGAAGAGGAGAUGGAGACAUCUAAACAAGGUGGAGCUAAUACUUUUGCAGGUCGUAGAGCUAAGAAGAUUGCUCGGUUCAAAUGCCAAAGAGCUGCUGAGUCAAAACUACUAGAAUUGAAGGAGCGGAAGGAGCGUCGUGGGCGAUCAACUAAAGCAUCUGCAUUGUCUACUCCUGUUGAGUCUGGAGAAGAUGAUGUGUUGGAUGACGAUGGUGACGAAGAAAGGGAGGCAUGGCUUACAACCAUCUCCUUGGCCCUCAGUAAGGCUUUUGAUCUGCUUGAAAUGCUGAACAAAGAGGAGGAAAUGCUAUCUGCUAUUAAGGAAAAGCAGCUUCAGGACGGGGAGAAAGAAUUUUCUCAGCUAGUACUUGAUGAACGCACCAAAAAAGUAGAAACUUGGCACCGUGAUGCUGCUGCUCGAGCUCCCUACACAAAACCUGCAGCACCUAUCACCUGUGCUACUUUCGCGCAAGAUGUCAUAGAGGGAAGGGCCAAUGUUUCACAGGCGCAUGAACAUAAACACAAACCCUUAAUUUUUGGACCUGCAAGUGUUGUUGGUAGGAACCCAACAACCGAACGAGAAAAAAUAGCAGCACAGGUUUUUCAGCCUCAUUAUAGAUUAGCAACCAUGAGCAUAGAGGAGGCUGGGCUAACAGAGAUGAACAUGAUGAACGAAUGGCAAGAGAGGAAUGUAAAACUCAUGGAAGAAGCAAAUUCUUCAUGGCACAGGGAUGCCCCAAAGUUGCGGCCAGGUGAAGAGGACGAAGAAGAUGAUGACGCUGCUCAAGACAAGGCAAGAGCAUGGGAUGACUGGAAGGAUGAUAACCCCCGUGGUGCUGGCAACAAGAAACUCACUCCUUGUGGUUAAGGAAGCAGUUGCAGCGGAGCUGUUGUAUCCAAGACAUAAUUAAUUAGACUUUCCUGUUAGUUGUACACCAAACUUAUCAAUAAGUUUAAACCCGUUCUGUUUCCAGUUUAAAUGUACUAAAGUUUACGUAGGUUUUGCUGUAUGUACUAAAUUAGAUGGCUGAUGUAUUGUACAGUAGUUCUAGUGGAAAUGUAUUGAUGUCAAUAUCUCCAGAAGUGACAAAUGAUGAACUUUAGGUGUGAGUAUAUUACGUAUGAAACACAAUUUCCUGUUGC
Molecule: messenger RNA, 1646 nt
Organism: Solanum stenotomum
Lineage: Eukaryota; Viridiplantae; Streptophyta; Magnoliopsida; Solanales; Solanaceae
Product: PP2A regulatory subunit TAP46-like
Exons: 9
Coding region: 160-1371 (403 amino acids)
Biological process (GO): regulation of signal transduction; regulation of dephosphorylation
Cellular component (GO): cytosol
Molecular function (GO): protein phosphatase 2A binding
Source: RefSeq, a predicted model, not a curated record